Salvia miltiorrhiza (redroot sage) is the source of this 420-nucleotide messenger RNA. RefSeq names its product probable purine permease 4. Gene Ontology annotation, molecular function: purine nucleoside transmembrane transporter activity. Gene Ontology annotation, cellular component: membrane. Lineage: Eukaryota; Viridiplantae; Streptophyta; Magnoliopsida; Lamiales; Lamiaceae. The record is from RefSeq and is a predicted model, not a curated record. Bases 1 to 420 code for a protein of 139 amino acids. The transcript has 2 exons.
AUGGUGGUGGAGAUGCAGCUGCUGAUGGGGCUCUCGGCCACGGCGUUCGCCACGACGGGGAUGGCAGCGGACGGCGGGUUCACGGACUUGGAAUUCGAGAGCGCGGCGGGGUUCGAUCGCGGUGCGGCGGCGUAUUGGUGGACGAUUUGGGGGGCCGCUGUGGCGUGGCAGAUGUCGUUCCUGGGGACCGCGGGGAUGGUGUUCCUGACAACGUCGCUGACGGGCGGGGUGUGCACGACGGCGCUGCUGGCGGUGAACGUGGCCGGAGGGGUGGUGGUGUACAGCGACGAGUUCGGCGGCGUGAAGGCGCCACCUCCUUCCUCGGCACCGCCCAAUUUUCUGGUGUUUAAUGGGGAAAAUCGUGAGAGAGAAAGAGGUAGAUGGGAGAGUAUGAUUGAACUUGCAGAUAUAGUUUUAUGA